Messenger RNA from Neoarius graeffei (lesser salmon catfish), 4490 nucleotides. Its product is annotated as sterile alpha motif domain-containing protein 9. Bases 298 to 2985 code for a protein of 895 amino acids. The transcript is spliced from 4 exons. The record is from RefSeq and is a predicted model, not a curated record. NCBI's taxonomy places the organism in Eukaryota, Metazoa, Chordata, Actinopteri, Siluriformes, Ariidae. Gene Ontology annotation, cellular component: cytoplasm.
GAGCAUGCUACCUCCUAGCACACAGGCAAGUGCUUGUGUUUAAAGGCAGUGGUCUAAAGUUUAUUGAAAAUCUGUCUCAGACUCUUCUGCUGAAGAAAAAUCCAACAACUUUGGAGGCGUGAACUAGCAGGUAAAGCAGUGUGCAUGCAGAUCUUGGCUGUGGAGGUGAGCUCAGUGCAGUGUGGAGGACCAGAGAGCCUCUGUGCCGUGUUGCAAUCAGUCUGGGGUGCUGUGUGUCCGUGGAGGAAGGCAGUUUGGAAGACUGAGAAUUAAAGUCAAACUCAGAACUCAGGCCUAAUGGCAAAUUAUACUGUUCCUUCUCAACAUGGUGGGCAAAUUCCACUACAGACUCAGGACAGAGACCAUCUAUCAGCCCUCGAUGUUGUGUGGGCCAAUAAGUAUGAGGGUGAAAUGAUCAGUACUAAAGAUGCCAUGCUGAUGGAGUUUUACAGAGGUGCACCACCACAAUGGCUGAACUUCUGUCAGGCUGAAAGACAGAACUCCCCUUUUGUCAAAAGGGAUAUAUAUCAAGUACUAGAAAAAAAGAUCAAUGAAACUAAAAGAGAAAGACGGUGCAUUGCUCAUAUUAACUUGUUCCAUGAUCCAGGCAGUGGAGGGUCCACCCUGGCCAUGCAGAUACUAUGGGACCUGAGAAAAAAACUUAGGUGUGCCAAAUUAUUAGAUUCCACAACAGACACGAAAGCAAUUGCACAGCAAGUACUGCAAUUAUUUAGAGCAGGUGGUUCAGAAAACCAAAACACUGUUCUCCUUCUUCUGGACAACAAGUACACAAGUGAGGAUACUUCAUUUCAAGACAACCUUGAAAAAAACCUCUGCGAUGAAAUUAAAGCAAACAAUAUCACUACUAGAAUCCCUGUGGUCAUCGUUUUAAAUUGUCUCCGCCAGACAAACUUGACAGAAAGAUCAGAAUGUUUGAAACUGUCCUCAAGCCUUUCAAACAAUGAGCAAGGGAAUUUUACGAGAAAACAGCUUGACAUCACAACAAUAUAUGAAAAAAAUCAUACUCAACUUCAUGCCUUUAACAUUAUGCUGAGAAAUUACGAUCCAGCUUAUGUUACAGAGGUCUGCACAGCUCUUCACCCAUUAAAGAGAAACAAGAGGUCCCGUAAGCAACAACUUCUGGCAUUUUUGGCACUGAUUAACUCAUAUGUCCCUGGCUCUUAUCUCCCCUAUGAUCUUUGUCAGGGGUUCAUUGAUGAGGAAGGUAAUAAUCUUCCUUCUUUCUCUUUGAAGGAAUAUAUGCAGCCCUUCUCAGACUUUCUGGUUAUAUACUCAACAAAGGAAGGAGGGGCCAGACAUGUACGAAUGGUACAUCCCAUGAUUGCUCAUGAAUGUCUAAGAUUGUUAACUGAAGCUGGUGUAACCAGAGGUGACACUACAUUGAAGUUACUGCAAGAAUUGUGCAGAGAUGACAUGCCUCUAUUUUUAGUGAAAAUGAUUAAAAAAUUACUCACCAAGCGAGAAUCUAAGCUGCAAGAACCGGACCAAGAGGACAACAACAGAGGCAGCCCAGAAAAAUUCUCCAAACUGAUCCUAGAUAUAAACACCGAAGAAGGCUCAUCCAUGUGCGUUGCAGUGUUGAAAAUGGCCGUGAAGAAAUUUACAACGGAUCCAUUUUAUCCACAAGCUCUUGCCCGUUUCUAUUACAUUGAAAAGGAGGAUUAUGUAAGAGCUAAACAUUGGGCUGAAAUGGCAAUUAUGAGGGAUGAAAGAAACUCUUUUAUCAGAGACACCCUUGGACAAGUGCAUAAAAACUGGUUAAGAAAAAUUAUCCAGAAAGAAAACUCAUCCUCUAAAAACCCAGAAGAACAUGCUAGAAACAUCUUGUGGCAUGGAAAAAAAACAACUGCAGUUUUUAAAGCUGAAGAAGAAGUUGCUAUGGAAGAGGAGGCACCAGAGAUGCAAGAGCAUGGCAUGGCAAGCACUUCUACCAUCUUCAACAACCGGGGCAUCUUUGGAUACAUGCAAGUGGCAAACAUAAUUUUUGACCAUCUCAUAAACCUCAACAGUGAAUGGUCCAAGGUACUUACAAAGGAAAUAUCCCCGCACCAUCUUCUCAACUCUUAUGGAAAUGGCAAAUUUGAAAGGUAUAGGAGUUUCAUUACAAGUCUAAGAGGUGAAGUUGAGGACAAGUUUGAAUUUUUUGAACAGUAUCUCCUUUACUCGAAGCCAAAGGUAGACAAAAGUGAACCCGAUUACUUUUGGCCAGAAGUUGAUAAAUGCUACAGCAAAUUUGUAACACAAAGCCAACAUAACAAAUCACCAUUUCAGAUCCUCAAGCAACAAAAGGCCAGCACAUGUGCAGGAUUACUGUCCACAGAGGCCCGAGACACUGCACUGGAACUGAUCGUUGAACAAUGGAAAGAAAUUUAUUUGCAUUCACCGCGUGAUUCCCAGAUUAUCCAAAACUACAUUGUUGCAAAUGUCAUGUUAAAUCAGAGAAAUGGCAGAUCUACAGCACUCAGACCACUGGAAGAACUUCAGACAAUGCUAUACAAUCUCUGGACAGAACAAAAAGAUAAAAGACGUCCAGAGUUCUACCUCUUGGUCCUUCUGCUCUUUUGGCCUGAUGCACAACAGGGCAGACACAACAGUCUGGACAUAUCUGAAUGUGUUAGAUAUAUGCAUCAAUCCUUUGAAAGAACAUACAAACAUUACCUACGAGCUCGUUACCUGGUGCCUCUCUUCUUCCUCACUGCAGGCCAUGGACUACAGAGAUUUGUCCAUAAAUCAUGUCUAGAUGAAAAUUCAAGUUUUUGUCUUACUAAAGGAUAUGAAAUUCCACAACUACUGCGUGUGAGAGGGGAGGUGAGAAAUUAUAAAGUUUUUGCUGUAGAAGGGUCUGAGAACAUUGAGGUUUCUCCCUAUCAGUCAGCCAGCCUGCGUGAUCAAGGAAAGGUUUCUUUCUAUCUUGGCUUUAACAUCAAGGGACCUGUAGCUUACAACAUUAGAUAUGAGCAGUGAAGCUGAAGAUGCCUGUAAAUACAUUAGAUAUAAACUUGAGCUCAAAUUAAACAGUUGGGUUCAGUGAAUACACAGAGAUUGAACAAAUGCAAACUUUAUGUAACCUCCAUUAAGCAGACCCUCCAGGAUUUCGUGAUGUUGCGAUUUGCAACUUCAACACAAAUUCAACCAAUCCCCGUGAACUCAGGGCGGUGUUGCAAUUAUAUCCAAUCACCGCAACUUUCCCGCAAAUUUGACCAAUCGUUAGUGUCGUCUUGAGGAGAGACUGCCUGCACACAGUACUCGUAUUAAUAGUUUUUUUUCUUACAUGAAAGCUGAGGCAUUUAUAUUAUAUUUUAAGGUAACUUCAUGUUGUGCUGUGAGGUUCUAUGCACUUUAACUUUUGAACCAACAGGUGCAUUUGGAUAAGUAAAGCCUAUUUUUCUGCAUUUUUGUAAUAUUUUAUAUUGGUAAAGUUGUUUAUAGGACCAUUUCUCAGUGCCUUUGUUUUUUUUAAUCAAUAGUUUUUCAGUAAUAACUUAAUAUUUAACAUAUCACUCAAUUUUAAUCACAAAAAGAGAAAAUCGCAACAAUUUCUCGCAACUUUCACUUCCUCCCGCAAUGUAAUCGCAACAAAAACCUAAAAAACACCGCAACUUUCAUCGCAAUUUUUUGGAGAACCCCCCCAACAACAUCAGACAUUUUAGCCCGCAACAAUCACAAAAAAGGCCUGCGAAAUCCUGGGGGGACUGAGGAUGAAAGUAAACAGGGAUCCUAAACUUCCAAUAACUAUAUAAUUACUGGUGUAGGGUCAAUUUAAUCAAUUGUACAUGAUAUUAUUAUUAAUUUCCUUAAUUUCCUUUUCUUUUUUUGGAUGACCAUGAAAUAUUUUUAAUCUACACAUGAUUUGAGACACUGCAUUUAUUUAAAUAGAUAAGAGAUAACAUAGAAAAAUAGAUAACAUUCCCAAGUUUUUGAGUGGAUUUACAGCCUAAAACAUGCAGUACAUUAUGGUUAUGUCACACUCUCCAGAUGAUUCCAGGUCAGACUCAAUGGAAACUGAGACCCUUUCAGUUUUUGGCAAACUUUGCCUUGGUAUGCAGCUGAAGUUUGUAGCACGUUUAACUCAACUCUGAAUAUUUCCCUCAUUAUGUCACUGCACACUCUGUCGUUCAUCUCCUGCACAUUCAUAACAUCAGUGUAAUUUCUUCUUUUAUGUUAAUACAAUAAUAGUAAAAGCAAUGACAGCUUUAGCCAGCACAUGUUGUGUCCACACAAUCAUAAAUGGUUUGGCAUCAAUAACUUGGAUGUACCUGUAAACAGACAUUUCGGAAGUUAGUCAUUUUGUAACCAGAUGUCACUAUUCUAAGCUAAUCAGCUUGGCAGACCAGCAAAAAUGUCUCUGGAUAAUGAGAUAAUAAUCAGGUUUGCUGCACAUAAGGUGAUUGUAUGUACUACAUAUUCUUUCUUGUUGUUGUUGUGCUUUUGCACUGUCAUCUGAAAUAUGUGAAGCUUAUUUGUAUUUC